Hyposmocoma kahamanoa is the source of this 2866-nucleotide messenger RNA. RefSeq names its product putative carbonic anhydrase 5. NCBI's taxonomy places the organism in Eukaryota, Metazoa, Arthropoda, Insecta, Lepidoptera, Cosmopterigidae. Bases 1 to 966 code for a protein of 321 amino acids. Gene Ontology annotation, molecular function: carbonate dehydratase activity; zinc ion binding. The record is from RefSeq and is a predicted model, not a curated record. The transcript has 8 exons.
AUGAGCAUGGGCCCUGUAAAGGACCCAAAACCUCUGAAAAAUGUGAACGCUGAGAGUUCUUGGAAUUAUGAAGACCAAGACUCCUGGGAAGGUGAAUGCACCACGGGCAAAGAACAGUCGCCGAUUAACCUCGAGUCCGCAAAGGCAAUUCGCGACGAUCGCGGCAACUUCAUCAAAGGUCCUCUGGUUUUUAUGGGCUACGAGAAUGUGACAGUCCUCGCCGAGAAUAACGGACAUACUUUGCAAUGGAAUGUGGAGAACAGGCGGCAGGCACCAGUGGUAUCUGGCGGUCCACUACGGGGGAACUACAGCUUGUUGCAGUUCCAUCUACACUGGAUCUCGGAACACGCCGUUGAUGGACGCAAGUACGCUCUGGAAAUCCAUUUCGUACACAUCAAAGCUGGUUUAACUAUGGAAGAGGCUUCGAUGCGACCUGAUGGCUUGGCCGUAGUUACUACAUUGUGUGAGGUCUACUCAUCCACUGAUAAGCUCAUCGCAGCAGCGUACGAGUACCCACUGGAAGAAAUCAUGGAACAGGUGCCUGAACUCCGCAACAGCACCGGACGUCUUCCACCCAAGAAUAUAGAUAUUAGGCGACUGUUCAGCCCGAGAACUCAAAUGUACUACACAUACCACGGGUCGCUGACCACACCGCCAUGCGCCGAGGUGGUCACCUGGAUCGUGAUGGACAUCCCACUCAUUAUUGCUGACACGCAGAUCAAACUGAUUCACGAAACGGAGAUCGGCGGCGACUCUGACAACUUCCGCGAGCUACAACCCACUAAUCGUGUAGUGUAUCGGUCCAGAGGGAAUGCGUUCCCUGCCAAUGCUUCGGUCCUUCUCACCACGUCUCUGGCUUGGCUCGCUUCGGAGAUGAAGAAAGGCAUCUGCGCUGUUAUUAAUAAAAGGAAGAUGUUCUUUGGGGAAAUGCGAAAGAACUGCAUGGAAGUUACUGUCAAAUACUAGUUAUGUUGAAAAUGAAAUCGUAUUUCUUUGUUCUAAUAAAAAGUUCGUCGAUAUUAUAUUCGUAAGCCUAAAAAAAGCAAAGAAUUGAUUGUAUCUCACAAUUUGAUGAUUAGUUUCGACGUAGUAUUAUAAGAGAAGUAUGGUAACUCCAAACAAACGUAGCAGCGCGGCUUGUAUGUGUGUACAUCCUCCGCGCGCAGUGUGAGACGUCAUUCAUUCGUAUAAUCUCGCAGUGCACUCGCGUUGCGUAGCGCGGGUUGUCACACACGCCAUAGAUAAUAAUAAGCAUAGAAGCAGUCGAUCGUGUCUAAAUAAAUUACAUCAAAUAGUAGACUGUUACUGAAAUUCUUCAAGACUCAAAUUCAUUUGUUUAGCAUUUCAUUACAUUUCGUUAAUGCGCAAUGCGCAACAAGAAGUGGGCAUGCCUACAGCUCCGAUACCUGUCUGGAAAACAGAGAGGGUGCUGUACGUGCACCCGGGGCAGCUCACCCAAAGUAAGCCUUUUGAGAACCGGAUGAAUUCUGUGCACAUGGACUGAUUGUGAUCAGGAGCUGACUGAGAAGCUCCCUGUGCUUGCACAGGUUAUAGUGCCCUUCUCGUAUACCCUAAGGGUCGGUAGGGUCACUAUAAUCAAAACUUAUGUAGAAAGGAACGGCUUGUUCAGCAUUUCACUUCUAUUUCAUAAUCAUACUCUCUAAGAUGCCAAUCCGUGAUGCUGGUAUAAAAAAUACCAAUAUGUCAGUACCUACUACAUUUAACAGUUAUUUCAAUGUAGCACUUACAGAAUACAUGAUGAACAACUUUUUUUUUCAAAUUAAGUUUACAACCUGUAAUUCCAACUAAAAUAAUGAUGCAACAACCCUACUACGCUCCAAACGAAGUGUAGGCAUUUACGCACCGAAGUUGCCCUACUUGUCUUUUUAUACUUUGGUUUCGACGAUCUUGCAUCAACCAAGACAUUCUUCGUAGAGAGAAAGCAGCAAUUGUGGCAGUUGUCAUCUGUUUAUUCGGUAUACGAAUCUAAUUGAUUCAGUUUAGUAUAGAAUAAGAUCUACUUACUGCCUUCUUCUUUAUACAUUGUUUCCAUUUGUUCUGUACAGAUUUUAAAGGUUAUUUUAUUUUCUAAAUGAUCGCCUUCUGCCGUGAGGUCAUUUAAACAAAGCUAACAAAAUGUAUAGGACUUUGGCCUAAGAAUAUCAAACAUUUCAAAUUCAUAGCAUUGCGAUUAUUAUAUUUAAAAUUUUAUAAGACUUACGAUUUAUUAGAAGGUUCUCUAUUAACCGGCUAAGAGAAAAAGGUAUUUGAUUUUAUAUCUAAGUUAUUGUCUAAGAGCACCUUCAAAUUAGACGCUUAUAGAAGCACUGUCGCACCACUGUAGCGCUUCUAGAAGCAUCUAGUUUGAGGGCGCACUAAUGCUGGCUUCCCAUGGUCCGUGGGCUCAAAUGCGCCAAUUUGAAGGGGCAAGCUCGCCUGUCAGGCGAGCUCGCGCCACGGGCGAAUCUGGGCGGCGGAAUCGGGCUUACGCGCGUGGCGAACCGUAUUUUCUGGUAUGUGUCGAAAGAAAACACGGCGAAUCCUAACGGGCCGCCACGAGCGAGCACGGGCCGGGUAGUCGCCUUUAGUGUUCGCCCACCACAAGUAUUCACAAAUGCAAGUGUAAUUUUCCUUCGACGUCUUCAGACUUUCGUUUUAACGAUUUUUAUUUGACAAUUUUAUUUAAAAUUUACGUAAUUUUAUUCUAGUCAGAAAUGUUUCGAAACUCGUUUUUAUCAUUCUAUUAAUAGUAGAUUGUACAACAAGUGCAUAAAACGCGUCAUUUUACCCGAGACGAGUAUAUAGGUGAAUGAGUUAUGCGUACACUCUGCUUUUCACUUCGAUUGCGAGGAAAUUAAACAGCAAU